AUGGCUGAAGUAUUAUUUAAAGUCAUUAUUAUCGGUGACCCUACUGUGGGGAAAACAUCCUUUGUCCAGAGAUAUGUGAAUAAUUCCUACAGAAAAGACUAUAAAAUGACAAUUGGAGUUGAUUUUGCUCUGAAAGUGAUAAAAUGGUCUGAUAACAGAAACAUAAAGUUACAACUGUGGGAUAUAGCAGGUCAAGAAAGGUUUACGUCAAUGACUAGAGUUUACUAUAAAGAUGCUCACGCCUGUAUCAUCAUGUUCGAUCUCACUCAACGCUCCACAUUUCAGAGCGCCAUUAAAUGGAAGAAAGAUUUAGAUACCAAAUGUUCCUUACUAGAUGGCAGUGCGGUACCUUGUUUAUUAUUAGCUAAUAAGGCUGAUUUAACCCAUCGUGAAGUAGAACAACAAGAAAUAGAAGAUAUGUGUAAGGAACAUGAUUUUCUAGGUUGGACGGAAACUUCAGUUAGAGAGGGGUUAAUGAUAGAAGAAUCUAUGAGGUAA
Messenger RNA from Lottia gigantea (owl limpet), 498 nucleotides. RefSeq lists its product as hypothetical. The transcript is spliced from 4 exons. Gene Ontology annotation, molecular function: GTPase activity; GTP binding. Gene Ontology annotation, cellular component: vesicle; Golgi apparatus; trans-Golgi network. Gene Ontology annotation, biological process: vesicle-mediated transport. The record is from RefSeq and is a predicted model, not a curated record. The coding region runs from base 1 to 498 and encodes 165 amino acids. Lineage: Eukaryota; Metazoa; Mollusca; Gastropoda; Lottiidae.